CGUUUUCAGUUGCUUAGCUGCGUUCACACGGACGAGUCCAGAAUCGGGCCGGGAGGGUUCUGCUGUUGUCUCUGCUCUCCGGGGAUGAUCCGACCUCUUCUGUUCUGAAGUGGUUCUGUUAUCGGUCCACUGAGGGUGGCGUUAGGUGACCGUCCGUCGGUGGUGGGCAGCGUCCUGAUGUGUUUGUUAUUGUUCCCAUGUAGAGUAGCUCACAGUCAAGGUGGCUUCCCAACUCGGUAACGGGAUGGACCAAGAAAAGCGGGAUAAGCUGUCUGAGUUGGUGGAGGAGUUGACUACCUCUGGAGAACCACAGCUCAAUGAAGCAAAAAUGAAAGAAGUUAAAAAGAUUUGCAAAAUCUCCAACGACUACAUCGACCAUUUCUAUCACCUCAUCAUGAGCCAGCUAAACCAGGAUCACGCUGAGAUUCGCCUCUCUGCCUUCCAGAUGGCGACUGAGCUGUUCAGCCGUUCUCACCACUUCAGAGUCCUCCUCGUAACUAACCUCCAGGAGUUUUUAGAGCUAACGGUGGAGACGGACAUUGAGCAGCCGCUGCCGCCACCUAAAGAAGUAGCCAAGAAGCUCAAGAGCCAGGCCAUCCAGACUGUGCAGGCAUGGCAGGCCACAUAUGGAGAGGCCUAUAAGAAGCUGGCAUUGGGCUAUCACUUCCUCAAGAAAGUUAAAAAGGUAGAUUUUCAGGAUGUUGAAGCCAGAACGCUGGCUGAGCGAAAGAGACAGGAGGAGAAACAGCAGAGACUUGAGAGAAUUUAUAAAGAGAAGCUUGAAAAGGCAAAGCAGGAGAUGGAAGAAAUGUACUCCGAGAUCGAGGAAUCCCUGACUGAGAUCAACAACUGCAUGACGUUGCUCAUGCCGGACAACUUCAGCCUGUUUAGCACCGAGCCAAACGUGCCCAGCAGCAGGGCGACCUCAGCAUGUGCUGAGCCUGACCGAGACAUGGGUGUCUGGGAUGAACAGCCGUGCUGCAGCAAAGACCUGAGCGAUGGGGGUGAUGGAAGGAUGGCAGAGGACAGCAAAAAUGCUGAGGAGAAAGAGGAGCCUGGCGAAGAGGCUGACAUGGAGGAGGGUCCGGAUGGGGACAUGUUUAUCCGUAGCACCGGGCUGAUGUCUCAUACCUAUCGGCUGGACCUGAAUGUGUCUUUAGAUUUGAAUGUGAAGGAGACUGAAGAGAAUGAGGCAGUAGUGAACAAUAUAAGAGACCUGCACAGACUCAUCAGCAGCAGACACCUUCCUGUUGUCCAGUCUUGGAUUCAGGUUUUUACGAAGGUUGGUGUGGAGGAGCAGCUGAUGAGGCGAGCCACUGACCUCAAGAAAUCUCUCGAGAAAGCUUUGAGGAAACAUGACGAGCUUCAUAUAGACUACAAAACAAGAUGGAGAAGAGUGAUAAAAGCCGGAGAGGACGAUGACGAUGACGAUGAUGAUUUUGAGGAGGUGCCAGAGAAGGAGGGUUAUGAGCCACAUAUCCCUGAGCAUCUGCGAGCGGAGUAUGGUCUUGAUCCAUUGCCUUCCACGUCUACCUCUGUGGCCAAACCAAUCACAUCAAAACUUGUGGUCAGACCUGCGGCUCCUCCCAUGCCCCGGACUCUUGUCCGACUCGAAAGGAAGCAACGUGACGAGGAGGAGGACCCCACAUGUGCAGCUGCCACUAUCCGUGUCCUAAAAGAGAGGCUGCCCUCUGAACCAUCUACAAGUGCAUCUGGAGGCUCUGCUGAGGCCACUGUGAGCAGCAGUGAACAGGGGAAGGAGGCAGGGAAGGCUCCUGUCGUUCCAUUUGGAGUAGAUCUCUAUUACUGGGGAGAGGAGCAACCUACGGCUGGGAAGAUCAUCAAGAACAUCUCUCAGCACCAGUUCUGGGUGCCACAUGAAGUGGAGGAGGAGGUUGAGAACAAAGAGCUGUCUGCGCAGAUGAAGUCCAGGUACAUCACCUUUGCUGGCCACUUCCAGCCAGUGGAUCACAAGUGCAAAGCUCCGAUGCCCAACGGCUCACUGUGUGAACGCCAGGACCGAGUCAAGUGUCCAUUCCACGGGCACAUAAUCCCUCGGGAUGAGCUUGGGAGGCCAAUUAAUCCAGAAGAUGCUGCUCGUCUUGAGAAGGAGGAGAGGAAACGCCUGGAAGAGCAGCCGGAUUGGCGUGAUCCAGAGCUCAUGAGGGAGAUUGAAGCAGCUACAGGCGAAGAUUUGGGCUCCUCGAGAACGUAUGGAAAGGGGAAAAAGGCUGGGAAAGGAAAGGGAAAGAAAAGGAAGCACCCCAACCUCACAGACCUGAAACAGACUGCCAACACGUCUCGCUCAAGGCUGGAAAAGAAGGUCUUCAAUAAGAGCUCCAUGAGGCGAAUAGCGGAGGUCAUGAACAAAAUGGACAAGAGGAAACACGAGAAAUUUGCAAACCAGUUUAACUACGCGUUUAAAUGAGCCGCAGAGGGACUCCGGUCCUCAGCACCGUGACGCACCAAACUCACUCAAGUGUCAAAAUAAUGCAACUUUUCUGAAGGUUUUGUAGCUGGACAAGUAUUUUAUACUUCUUGAUAGUUUUUUUUUAAUAAUUUCUGUUUUUCUAAACUUCAUACUUGAUUGUAAAUUAUGAAUUAUGUAGUAAAAGUGUGAUGUCUGUGUUUUCUAAAAUACUCCUGAUUUAACUUGUGACUUAAAGCAAAAAAUCUGAA
Molecule: messenger RNA, 2679 nt
Organism: Pygocentrus nattereri (red-bellied piranha)
Lineage: Eukaryota; Metazoa; Chordata; Actinopteri; Characiformes; Serrasalmidae
Gene: uvssa
Product: UV-stimulated scaffold protein A
Exons: 14
Coding region: 245-2428 (727 amino acids)
Biological process (GO): response to UV; transcription-coupled nucleotide-excision repair
Cellular component (GO): chromosome
Molecular function (GO): RNA polymerase II complex binding
Source: RefSeq, a predicted model, not a curated record